Messenger RNA from Telopea speciosissima, 1460 nucleotides. Its product is annotated as L-type lectin-domain containing receptor kinase IV.2-like. Lineage: Eukaryota; Viridiplantae; Streptophyta; Magnoliopsida; Proteales; Proteaceae. The record is from RefSeq and is a predicted model, not a curated record. Gene Ontology annotation, biological process: protein phosphorylation. Gene Ontology annotation, cellular component: plasma membrane. Gene Ontology annotation, molecular function: ATP binding; protein kinase activity; carbohydrate binding. The coding region runs from base 16 to 1440 and encodes 474 amino acids. The transcript has a single exon.
AUCAGUGGAGACCCAAUGCAACUCUGUGUGGAAUAUGAUGCUUCAAAUAAGCAACUUAAUGUGACUUUAGCCCCAAUUACCAUCCCCAAACCAAAAAUUCCACUCUUGUCCAUAAACAUUGAUAUUCUACAGACAAUAGUGGAUCCUAUGUUCGUGGGUUUCUCAUCGUCUACUGAUGCCAUUAUUGUUUCUCAUUAUGUGUUAGGGUGGAGUUUCAGGGUGAACGGACAAGCGGAAGAACUCUCUCUUUCCCAACUUCCUAAGCUUCCUCCAACAGGAUCUAAAACAGAAGCUGGAAUUUUUAAAAUCGUAUUUCCUGUGAUUGGUGCUAGUUUAUUACUGUUAUUUUCUAUCUUCCUCAUCCUAUACAUUGUACGAAGGAAUAAGAUAAAGUUCUCCGAAGUUGUUGAAGACUGGGAACUUGAAUAUGGACCUUACAGGUUCAAAUAUAAAGAUCUCUACAUCGCAACCAAAGGAUUUCAUGACAAGGAGCUGCUUGGUAUAGGGGGGUUUGGUAAGGUCUACAAAGGUAUUUUAUCCACCACAAAACAAGAAGUUGCAGUGAAGAGAGUCUCGCAUGAUUCAAAACAAGGGGUGAAGGAAUUCAUUGCGGAGAUCGUCAGCAUCGGUAAAUUACAGCAUCGAAACAUAGUGACACUCUUGGGGUAUUGCAGACGAAAAGGAGAGCUUCUUCUAGUCUAUGAUUUCAUGCCCAACGGAAGUCUAGACAAGUUCCUCUUUCAUCAUCAAUCCACAAAGAAGGCAACAUUGAGUUGGAAUAAGAGAUUUCAAAUAAUCAAAGACAUAGCCUCGGCGUUACUAUAUCUUCACGAAGAAUGGGACCAAAUUGUGGUUCACAGAGAUGUGAAGUCCAGUAAUGUCAUUUUAGACAAGGAGUUAAACGGAAGACUGGGAGAUUUUGGGCUUGCAAGAUUAUAUGAUCAUGGAAGUCACCCCAAAACCACACAUGUAGUGGGGACGUUUGGUUAUCUUGCACCAGAAAAUUUCUGGAGUGGCAAAGCAAAACCUAGUGUGGAUGUGUUCGCGUUUGGGGUUUUUUUGCUUGAAGUCGCUUGCGGUAGGAGGCCUAUAGAGCCACAAGCAUCGGAAGAGUGUAUUGUAUUGAUGGAAUGGGUGAUUUUAUGUUUGAAUAAGGGGACGAUUCUUGAAACUGUGGAUCCCAAAUUGGGAAUGAAUUAUGAAAUGGAGGAGAUGGAAUUGGUUUUAAAACUUGGAUUGAUUUGCUCUCAAUCCAUUCCAACUGCAAGGCCAAGUAUGAGACAAAUUGUUCGCUAUUUGGAAGGAGAGAUUCCACUACCAGAGCUGCCAUCUCUGACUUCAGAAGGUAAUAUUGACGUCUCUAUUUGGUGUCCUUAUCUUGGGAGUAGAAUGAGUCCGCCAUUAUCGAUUGCUGAUUCUCUACUCUCUGGAGAACGUUGACUCUAUCUGAUUAUAGUUUU